GUCUGUUGCCCUGACAAGCAAUGAAGUCAUGCUCUUAAAUUAAACUCAAACAGUUUUUUAUUUGUACCAAAAUAUUAAAAACUCUGUUUUUUCAACUAAAAAAACUAUAGCUUCUCACUCUCUCUUUUUGUUGCCACCCUUACCACAGUACACACUAUUUCACAGAGCCUGCACACACACACACACUCUCUCUCUCUCUCUCUCUCUUUCUUGCUCUGGGAACUCUGCAAAAUCAUCUCCUCCAUUAAAACUGACCUAAUCUUUUACACAAAUCUAGCUAGACAAACAAAAGCUCAGACCCUAGAAAACUUACCCUCUACCACCCUUAUAUCACGUACUUCACCAUAUUUGCACCUCCUCUGCUUUCUCUUUCUUCAUCGUCACAAACCCAAAAGUCUCUGUCAAAAAAAAAAAAAAAAAAAAAGAGUUCUUUGAUUCCCAAUGGUCUCCAUAGACCCACAACAAAACUCACGGACUUUGAGACCUUCAAAAGCUUGCUAAUUUCCUUCUUGUUUCUUCUUCUUCUUCUGCACCAAACCCAGAAAUCUCGUUCUGUGUUUUGCUCUGUUUUUUUCUCUGCUUUUUUUUCACAUGCAUUCAAGUUUGUUUUCCUUUCAAUGAGUUGGGUUGUGUUUAAAUCUCUUGGGGGUGUGAAUGGGUUGCAUGUUCUCUCAUCUGGCUGCUAAAUUUGCUUUCUUUCCUCCAUCUCCGGCUACAUACGAGAUCAAGAAGCGAGAGGAUGGUAAGCUCACGGUGGUUUCGUCGUCUUCUUCGAACAUGUCGAUGCCGAUUCCACAUCCCGAUGAUAGUUCCUUGGACGUUUUGCUAAUAGACACCAAGCGUGGUAAUAAGAUUGUUGCCUUUUACCUGAGGAACCCAUAUGCUCGUCUUACUUUGCUUUACUCUCAUGGCAAUGCUGCGGACCUUGGCCAGCUUUAUGACCUCUUUGUGCAGCUUAAGGUCAAUCUCAGAGUCAAUCUCAUGGGAUAUGACUAUUCUGGAUAUGGAGCCUCCACCGGCAAACCUAGUGAGUCCAAUACAUAUGCCGACAUAGAGGCUGUAUAUGAAUGCCUUGAGACCGAGUAUGGUAUAAGCCAGGAAAAUUUAAUAUUAUAUGGGCAGUCAGUUGGAAGUGGGCCGACACUGCACUUAGCAGCUAAGUUGCCAAGGCUGAGAGGUGUAGUUCUUCAUAGUGCAAUUCUUUCUGGCCUCCGUGUCCUCUGCCAUGUGAAAUUCACAUUCUGCUUUGACAUUUACAAGAACAUCAAUAAAAUCAAGAAAGUAAAGUGCCCCGUGCUAGUGAUACAUGGUACAGAAGAUGAUGUUGUGAAUUGGUUACAUGGAAAUGGACUGUGGAAAAUGGCAAAGGAUCCAUACGAGCCUUUGUGGAUUAAAGGUGGUGGGCACUGCAACUUGGAGCUUUACCCUGAUUACAUCCGCCAUCUUUGCAGAUUUGUCCAAGAAAUGGAGAACAUAACCACGGAGAUCCGUCUCAAAAAGAUUUGGCAGAAUCUUCGUUUGCAAAAGAGGUCCGAUUCUACAUCCACUGGUACCUCAAGCAGGUGUUGUAGAAUCAAAUUCUGUCGACCCAAAUGCCCCAAAUGCCCUGAAUGUCCGAGUCUGAAAUGUGUAAAUGCCCAAAAUGUUCAGGAUCCUGUUGCUGCACAAAUUGUUUCCGUUGGCCUUGUUGUUGCACAGGAGCACAUAACAGCGGGAUCAAUGGAAAGCAGGCUGGUUAAUGCUGAUGAAAAUGCAUGUAUAGAUCGCUGGAACUUGGCUAACAUUCUUCUAAUCUCCUUGUGCAGUAGUGUUGGAAACAAGAGGAAGUAGUUGUUUCAAUAGUUUCAAUUAUAUAAUUGAAUAUUCUAUUUCAUACUUUUUUAAAAUUCUUUUCCUUGUCAAGUUUUACACAUUUCCCUCUUAAGAAA
This is a messenger RNA of Ziziphus jujuba (common jujube), 1928 nucleotides long. RefSeq lists its product as uncharacterized. The transcript is spliced from 6 exons. The record is from RefSeq and is a predicted model, not a curated record. NCBI's taxonomy places the organism in Eukaryota, Viridiplantae, Streptophyta, Magnoliopsida, Rosales, Rhamnaceae. The coding region runs from base 655 to 1830 and encodes 391 amino acids.